UAAAACUUUGUGCAAACUACCUCAACAUUCUCCCAAGGGACCCUUCAGAGAUAUUUUGGGAUCAUCAUCCCUUUGGCCAGGACGCUCUCCUGGCUUUCCCUUUUCCACCCUGCAUGUGUUCCCUGCCAUGUUUGCUCCCUGAAGAUGCCAGUGUCCUCACUGAUGAGAUUUUCAGUGCUCUCUCCCUGGUGACUCUUCACAGCCCCCCCUGAUCUGUCACUCGUCUGUCUCCUGGACACUCUCGGGUACCCAAUCAAUCCCCGGUGCCGCCGCCACCCAAGGGAGCCGAUCACCCAAACUGGGUGAGGCACCUUCAGCUCCACUCACUGCCCGCUGUCCCAGACGGUGGAAGGAAUUCCAGAGGAGCCCCAAGGUGUGUGGAAAGCUUGACAUCAGCAGAGGAUUUUUCAUUCCCAAGGAGUGGCCGGAUGGAGGAGGAGGAAAAGCCCCGGAGAUGCCGCACGAGGAGGGGCUGCAAACCCAGCGCAGGGAGCUGCGAGGAGCAAAGACCCCCCCUGUGCCAGGAGGGCGGCCGGAGAUCCAGCCAGAGCUCCGAGCUGGUGGAGAAGGCUCAUGGAGGGGAGAAGCCCCACAAGUGCUUGGAAUGUGGGAAGGGUUUCAGCCGGAGCUUCAGUCUGAUCCAGCACAAGAGGAUCCACACUGGGGAGCGGCCCUAUGAGUGUGGGGAGUGUGGGAACAGCUUCAGGUAUAGCUCCCAACUGAGGCUACACCAGAGGAUCCACACUGGGAAGAAGCCCUACGAGUGUGGGGAAUGUGGGAAGAGCUUCAGAGACAGCUACAGGCUGAUCCAGCACCAGGUGAUCCACACUGGGGAAGGGCUCUACACCUGCUUGGAAUGUGGGAAGAGCUUUGGAUGGAGCUCCAGCCUGAGGAAUCACCAGCGCCUCCACACUGGGGAGAGGCCCUACGAGUGUCCCGAGUGUGGGAAGAGGUUUCACACCAGCUCCACUCUCCUCCUACAUCAGCGGAGUCACACAGAGGAGAGGCCCUUCCGCUGUCCCGACUGCGGGAAGGGCUUCAAGCGCAACUCACACCUCACUGUCCACCGGCGCAUCCACACCGGGGAGAGGCCCUACGAGUGUCCUGAGUGUGGGAAGAGCUUCUCAGAGAGGUCUAACUUGACCCAACACCAACGGAGGCACCGCUAAGGGAAGCCCUGCGAGUGCCCCGAGAGCGGGAAGAGCUUCGUGCGCUGCUCCAGCUCCAUCCCCCGUGGGAGGAUCGGCCUUGGAUGAUCCCCAGUGAGCCCCGUUGGGCAGAGUCCUGCUGAUCCAUGGUCCUGGUGAUCUGUGUUGGGAAGACACCUGGCUGGGAUGCUCCACAUCUUCCUGGCUCCCUGUGGGCACCUGGAUGAACACAGGGGCAGGAAGAUUCAUUGGGACACAGACGGACAUUGGGAAUUACUUGCGCAGAGCAGAUCUGUUGACUUCCACCCCCAGAAAACCUUUUGCCUUCAAUCCUAUCAUCUGGUGGCAUCAAGGAAUACUGGAUGGUCUUGCAGGUCUUUUCCAGUCUCCGGGAUUCCACGAUUUUGAUUCCUGUUGCCCAAGUGUGGCUUGCUCAGCCAAAUAGUGAAGAUCAAGUGCAGGAACCAAGAUUUUGGAGACAGUGGGGUGGAAAACUAUCACCGUUUAUCACCGCGAUUCGCAAAGCAGUCACACGGAGGUUUCGCAGGGCAGAGGUUCCUCCGAUCCGGCUCAAGGCUGAGUCUCGGCGGAGAGAGAACCUCUUUGUUUAUUUCUUACUUUUUAUACAUCUGUGGGUCUGUCCAAAGAUUGGCUUUUUGGGGUUUCCACCCCUCAGCCUCAGUGGCCAGACCAGUUGUCAGUUACAAUUGUUUUCAGGUUAGAAAUAUGCAAACAAAGGACAGAGAAUGAAAAACAAAAGAUUUGUUUAUGUUCCAUCUGUGAGAAAAAGGUAGAACUGCUUCUAAUAUUGUACAGUAACUAAAAGAUCUGACUCCA
Molecule: messenger RNA, 1985 nt
Organism: Hirundo rustica (Barn swallow)
Lineage: Eukaryota; Metazoa; Chordata; Aves; Passeriformes; Hirundinidae
Product: zinc finger protein 239-like
Exons: 2
Coding region: 429-1169 (246 amino acids)
Biological process (GO): regulation of transcription by RNA polymerase II
Cellular component (GO): nucleus
Molecular function (GO): RNA polymerase II cis-regulatory region sequence-specific DNA binding; DNA-binding transcription activator activity, RNA polymerase II-specific
Source: RefSeq, a predicted model, not a curated record